This is a messenger RNA of Rhodamnia argentea, 1558 nucleotides long. RefSeq names its product polygalacturonase-like. Gene Ontology annotation, molecular function: polygalacturonase activity. Gene Ontology annotation, biological process: pectin catabolic process; fruit dehiscence; anther dehiscence. The transcript is spliced from 9 exons. Lineage: Eukaryota; Viridiplantae; Streptophyta; Magnoliopsida; Myrtales; Myrtaceae. Bases 80 to 1435 code for a protein of 451 amino acids. The record is from RefSeq and is a predicted model, not a curated record.
CAUAGUCCAUAUACCAUUAUCUAUGUAGUGGGCACUUUCUCUAGCCUUGCCUUAAGACUCUUUGUAACUCAGAAGCAAAAUGUACUUGCAGAAGCUCCACGUUUGCAUCUCCGUCAUCUUGAUCACCUCCUCGCCAUUCUGCUUCAGCAGCCACAUAAAUGGCCUGCCCGAUCCCUAUAAUCCUUACCGUGAAUAUGACCCGAUGCCCCGCCUCUCCUCAAUUAGGACUGCCAGCAGGGGUCGGAUCUCCUAUUAUGACUCUGACUUCUGGAGGCAGCUCAUGCUGAAACGGAGUCGAGCUGCCUCUUCAUCGACUUCCCUUAAGUUGGUGAGCGUAGAUGACUAUGGUGCUAAAGGAGAUGGAAGUGACGAUACUGAGGCAUUCGGUAAAGCCUGGAAGGCUGCCUGUUCUGCUCAGAGAGCUGUUUUAGUAGUCCCCCAGAGCAAAACCUAUCGUCUUACACCCAUCACCUUCUCAGGUCCUUGCCAAUCUGACCUCACUGUAAAGAUCUAUGGAACAAUCGAGGCUCCUUCUCACCAAUCAGACUAUGAAAAAGAUCCAAGACAGUGGCUGAAGUUCGAAAACUUGGAAAACUUGAGAGUAGAAGGCGGUGGCUACAUAGACGGCAACGGAGAAACAUGGUGGCAAGAAUCCUGCAAAACGAACCCAAAACUUCCUUGCAAGGAUGCACCAACAGCGUUGACGUUCAACGAAUGCAACAAUCUGAGGGUAGCUGACUUGUCCAUUAGGAAUGCACAACAAAUGCAUCUUGUAUUCCAGAAGUGUGUGAACGUGAGAGCAGUGAACGUGCAGAUAACUUCUCCUGAGGGAAGCCCGAAUACUGAUGGAAUUCAUGUCACAGAAACUCAGAAUAUCCUCAUUGAUCAGUGUGUCAUUAGGACAGGGGAUGAUUGCAUUUCUAUAGUGAGUGGGUCGAGAUAUGUUCAAGCUACAGAUAUAACCUGUGGACCAGGCCAUGGCAUCAGCAUCGGAAGCUUGGGAGCCGAUAAUUCAGCGGACUAUGUUUCAGAUGUCCUAAUAAAUAGAGCAAGACUUUCAGGAACCACGAACGGUGUGAGAAUAAAGACUUGGCAGGGAGGAUCAGGGUACGCUAGAAACAUCAAAUUUGAGAACAUUGCAAUGGACAACGUGGCCAAUCCCAUAAUCAUAGAUCAGAACUACUGUGAUCAAGAGAAGCCGUGUCGACAGCAGGCCACAGCAGUUCAAGUGACGAACGUGGCUUACAGGAACAUCAGAGGAACCAGCGCUUCAGAAGAGGCCAUCAAAUUCGACUGCAGCAGGAACCAUCCAUGCCAAGGGAUUUUCUUGCAGGACAUCAACCUCAGAACCGAAUCCUCGGUUGAGAGCCCCGAAGCUUCUUGCGUGAAUGUUAAACUUACCCAAACUGGAAGAGUCUUCCCUCAAUGUGCCUAAGGACAAAAGGGAAGGGACUGCUAUCAUUUGUCAACCUUUACGUGAUUUGGCCCUGUAAAUGUAUGUUUUAUCAAUGAGAAUGGCAGAGUAAUCUCGAAUUCUAUGUUAAAUAAAAACGUUUUU